UCCACUCUACAAAUUUGGAGCUCUUCCAUCUCUAAUUCCAGUUCUAAUCCCAGUUCUCCUAAUAGAUUCUAAAAAAUCGAGAGAAUCGAUCGCAAGUGCAAGUCUCCUGCUGUCGAAAGCUCUCCCCAAUUGCUGAUCGGAUUUUGCGCCCUCGAUCCAAAUGGCAAUGACGUCGCCUCUAUCGAUCCACGAUCCUCUGUUCUUCGACGAUGAUGACCAAUCCAUUGGCGAGGUUCGCAAUUCCCAAUUUACCGAGGACGAGAUCCUUGGCCGCAUGGAAUGCCUGGGCAUGAUCCACGCCUUCGUCACGCCCUUUGUGCUCAACGCUGCCAUCAAGCUCCGGGUCUUCGACAUCGUCGCGCACGCCGCAAUUCCUCCCACCGCGGAGGAGAUCAUGGCCAAAAUCUCCUCGUCGUCCUCAUUCGCCGCCACCGCCCCCGCCGCCACUCCCCAGCUCGGGGUGCUCCGCCGGAUCCUCCGGUUCCUGUCGCAGAGAAAGGUCCUCCGCCACGUCAGCCGGGACGACGGCCACGUCGGCUACGCGCUCACGGGAAUCUCCACGUGGCUGGUCCGGAGCCGCGCCAGGUCGGACUACCUCGCCCCGCUGCUCGCCAUGGAAAUGCAUGCCAGGUGUCAGGCGUCGUGGCAGAGGCUCCACGAGGUCGUGCUCGACGGCGGCGAUGCGUUUGAUCGUGCGAACGGGAACUACUUCUGGGACACCGGCCGCCAUGACGCGCAGUUUAACCGCGUGGUAAACGACGCGAUGAUCGCGUUUAGCACCGCCACCAUGUCGCUCGUGCUCGAGAGCUACCGUGGAUUCGCGGGCAUCCGACGGCUGGUGGACGUUGGCGGCGGCAUGGGCCACUCAGUGGCCAAGAUCGUGGAGGCAUACCCCCAGAUCCAGGGAGUUAACUACGACCUCUCGCAUGUCAUAACGACGGCGCCGAAAAUCCAAGGCGUGGAGCACGUCAGCGGGGACAUGUUUGAGAGCGUGCCCGCGGCGGAUGCCAUUUUCAUCAAGUCGGUUUUACAUAAUUGGGACGACGAGCACUGCGUCAAGCUCCUCAACAAUUGCUACCGAGCGCUCCCGCAAGAUGGGAAGCUCAUAAUCGUGGAUAUCAUCUACAAGUCGAGCGAUACUUUCGCAGCGCUGGAGGCCAACUUGGACAUGAUCAUGCUGGCGUACACCACGGGCGGGCAAGAGAGAACUCCCAACGAGUGGGAAGAGCUUCUCAUCUCUUGCGGCUUUGGCGGGAUCACGUUCCACACAAACAUGCCGACCAAGGAGGGAGUGAUCGAGGCUUACAAGAUGGUAGAGUUGCGGGACGACGAGCAAGAGAGGAUCUCAAGGCUGUGAACGAGAGAGAUGCUUAAGAUCUCCAUGGAACAACCAUGGAGAUGUUAAAUUCUAAACUGUACAUAAAUCAAAGCAAAGUCUUCAAAAACAUACUUUACAUCUGUUAUCUAAACUGUACAAGAAUCAAAGCAACGUUUUUAAACAAUGUGGAUCAUACUACUUGCGAGGAGCAAAGUUUUCUAGCGAGCUUUGCGAUAUUGUUGGAUCCUGGCUCGUCUUUUCCAAUCCUCGAGUCGGCGAAAACCACACACAAACCUCUCGCGC
Selaginella moellendorffii is the source of this 1621-nucleotide messenger RNA. RefSeq names its product caffeic acid 3-O-methyltransferase. NCBI's taxonomy places the organism in Eukaryota, Viridiplantae, Streptophyta, Lycopodiopsida, Selaginellales, Selaginellaceae. Gene Ontology annotation, molecular function: S-adenosylmethionine-dependent methyltransferase activity; O-methyltransferase activity. The record is from RefSeq and is a predicted model, not a curated record. The transcript has 3 exons. The coding region runs from base 161 to 1357 and encodes 398 amino acids. Gene Ontology annotation, biological process: methylation.